AAAUUAAGGUUAGGUUAAGUUAAGGUUUUGUAAAGUCAAACGUAAUCAAACAAAUAUUUUGUAGUUUUGUGUUACGAUACCGCUAAUAAAUAAAAUAAAAAUUGGUGCUAUUCGGGGACAAUUGUUACGAAUUAUAGAAAACUGAUUAAAUUAAAAUUGCAAGAAUAUAUCGCAUAUCAAUAGAUUGUACAACAAUGAGGUUCGGUAACAAGGGCACAUCCACUUCGAUGGCAUAUUUUUUGAAAAAAAAAGAGUUUCAAAAGAUUCUCAUAACGAAUCUAGGCUUAAAUUCCGCCGAUGUCGAAGAGUUUUUUGAUACGAACAAAAAUAUCCUUAAUAUUCCCCGCCAUCGAUUAAUAAACAAUUGCUUGAUGUGCCAGAAAUACAAUGUCAAUGCAAGUCCUCUGCUAAACUUUCGAUUCUGUCUGAUAUUGAACAGUCACAAACUAGAACAUAGAAUCAAUAUAAUGAAAGACAUAGGAGUGCCAGAUUUGAACUUGUCUUCAGUGAGCAGAAUGGUCCAUCUUUUUCGCAAACAUGUAUCUACAUUCAAAGAGAAGACCAAUAUUCCAAUUGAACAAAACAUUGCCAAGAAUAUAUUUGACAGACUCGGUCGUGAAGUUCCAAGCGAUAUUUCCCAAAUGGAAUCAUUAAGCAACAAAUUGACAAUCCAUCAAUACUACAAGGAAUGUCUCUUGCAUUGCAAAACUCGAGUAUUCAAUCUACCAUAUUUAGAUGACAAGAUAUUGUUGCACGAGUACAUGAAAUUUAAGAGCAUAAGCAUGGUUGCAGAAACAUUAAAAGUACUUAGAAUUAAUCUCGAUUACAAUGAGGAACUGAUAAAAAUGAAUCCUUUCGUCAUCACCGCUUCUGCCGACAACAUCAAGUCACUGUUAGAUGGUUUUACAGAUAUUUGUGGAAUACCAAUCAUAAUGCUUUUAAGGGAACAUCCCCACAUACUUUUUCAAGAUGCUGAUAAUAUUAAGCGAUUACUGAUGUCAUUUAAACGAUAUGAAAUAUCAGAUGAGUAUGUAAAGAAAUACAUGAGGAUUCUCGAAAUGGGUAACGACACCUUUCUUGAGCGAAUGGAGAUGAUAAAACGACAUCCGGAUCUGCAUGUGUGGUGCAAACAUCCUCGAAUCCUACGAAUUAUCGUCCACAAAGAUAUGGCGAAAAAUCGUGUAGAUUAUCUUCGCACCAUAAAUCGCUCGAAAUGGGUUCGUCCUCAAACGGUCCUGUCUAAACCGGCCGACAUGGAAAAAUAUUUAGAUAAUGCCACGGUUCUGUCCAGAAAAGGUCUGAGACAUGUAUUUAUGCAAGAACUGGGAGUGGAUAAAAACGAUCUAUUGGCGAGACAUCCGCAUUGGAAAACGGUCGGAUUUGCCGAUAUCGAGCAAAUGUUUAAAUAUCUGAAGAAGCAUUUUACGAUAAAUGAGAUAUGCCAGAAUAUACACAUUGUACUUUAUAGACGCUCCAAGGUGGAAAAGGUACUGGCCGAUUUGAAACGGCGUUAUUCUCAGAGUACAGAGUUCUCAUUUACGAAUGGCCAGUACCUUGCAUUAUGCCUGUAUAUGCUGGAAAAGGAUACUCAUUUCACAGGCGACGGCAUCUGGAACAAUGGACACAAUGCAAAGGGACAAUAUUUGCUUCCUUUAAAAAAGAGAAAUGUUACAGAAGGCACUGACAAUGAUACUGUACGAAAUAUCAAUGACUAUUUGAAUAAUGAAGAUAGCCGUAAUAUAAAUGAUGAUUUUAAUACCAAAGACAGCAAUGAUAUGGAUGAUGAUAAUGAUUUUGAUGAUGAAGACGAGACAUCUACGACGAAACGGCAACAUACAUGAUAUAUAUUAUUUCAAUUUUAUCACUCUUGAUUUAUUACAAAUCAGUUUUACAUAGAAAUUGAGUAUUGCAAGAUACAAAGCGAUAUUAUUUCGAUUAAGGUCCACUCUUUUUCUAAUACAAAGGCACUGCAUAAGGCAUUGAUUAUUUAAGGUACAGAAAAUAUCGCGUGUUGAAUUAAUAUUACAAAUCUAAUAGUACAUUUUGUGAUGUCUGUACUUUCUUUCAUUAGCCGACGAGAUUCAGAAAAAUCACUUUUCUGAAAUUAUACUUUUUCUUACUUUUAUCGACGGUCGAGAGAAACUGAUAGAAUAUGAAUAGAAUAUUGAUUAUCGUCGCGAGGUGUCGCUCGAAGGCGCUUUUCUCUCUUAGUUAUUUUUUCUUAUUCUGUUUCCUAUAUGUAAAUAAUCACCACGCGUUCGGAUCCUAUUUUAUAUAUUUACGUUUUGAUUUUCAGAUAGUUUUCCGCGAAUUGAGAUGAGAAA
Messenger RNA from Formica exsecta, 2324 nucleotides. It is a transcript of the gene mTerf5, whose product is annotated as transcription termination factor 5, mitochondrial. Gene Ontology annotation, molecular function: double-stranded DNA binding. The transcript has 7 exons. Gene Ontology annotation, biological process: regulation of DNA-templated transcription. Bases 195 to 1841 code for a protein of 548 amino acids. The record is from RefSeq and is a predicted model, not a curated record. Lineage: Eukaryota; Metazoa; Arthropoda; Insecta; Hymenoptera; Formicidae.